AUGCUGCAUUUCUCCACCUCUCUACUGAGUGCUGACCGUCAAAGUCCGCUCUCACUUUCUAUCCCUAGCGAUUGGAAGAACCAGAAAGCAAGUUGCUUCUACUAUCUGCUUUCAAAUCUCUUCAUUUGUCUCACAAGUCGGCUCGAAAGCCUCAGAAAGGGGACGAGUCUGAUCGAUGAAGUCAUCGAGAUCGCCAGCCCACGUACAGAACACAGGCAUUGGACUAUUAUGUACCACAUUUUCCAGCGCUCAAACAGUGCCCUGUCUAGAUGGGCGUCACAUACGGAGUACUCUGUCUCCUAUGCUUUCCCUUCAACAUUGGUCACUAACAACGUUAGGACGAAGCGAAGGCAGUUCCCCACCUAUGUCGAGGGAAAGUUCGCCGACCUUUUCUUUCGUUAUGCAAUAUCAUUCUUACCAUUUCGAGCCUACAAUAUGCUGAUGCAACUAAGUCUAGACCUGUCCGCCAUCUCAAUUGUGUCGCUCGAGGCGAUAGUCUUCCUCCUCCCCAAUAAGCAAGAGACGCCAGCGCCAGCGGGGAAGAAGCGCGCCUCACACGGCAGCAGCUCGACGACAACGCAUCCCGUUGCACCCGCUAUCCCCGCACAUCCUGCAGCGAUCCUGCCCCAGGAGCUUGCAAUUCUCCGCGACAUGGCCCAGACACCGAACCUCCAUUUUGCAUCACCCUCCACACGUCUCCUUCGCCACCCUCCUUCUUAUCUCACAGCCCGUUAG
Colletotrichum lupini is the source of this 735-nucleotide messenger RNA. RefSeq lists its product as uncharacterized. Bases 1 to 735 code for a protein of 244 amino acids. The transcript has 4 exons. The record is from RefSeq and is a predicted model, not a curated record. NCBI's taxonomy places the organism in Eukaryota, Fungi, Ascomycota, Sordariomycetes, Glomerellales, Glomerellaceae.